This is a messenger RNA of Closterium sp. Naga37s-1, 525 nucleotides long. NCBI's taxonomy places the organism in Eukaryota, Viridiplantae, Streptophyta, Zygnematophyceae, Desmidiales, Closteriaceae. The record is from the annotation of a GenBank genome assembly.
AUGCCCCUGCUAAAGAAGUUGCGCCUGCUGCUACAGCUCCGGAACCCGCUGGCAGCACCUCUCCUGGGGUUCCCCAACCCCCCUCAGUUGCUUCGGGAUCGGUCCGCCUCUCCCCUCUUGGAGCCCUCGCUCUCCUCGCCUCAACAGACUCCCCCGUCUCCCCCUUCUUCCCCCCCUCCCCGUUCCCCCGUGUCUCCCGCGUUUUCUCGAAUGAUCUUCAGCUGGCCAGCGCCAUGUGCUACCACAUGCGUCUCACCGCUGUGCGCCCCUUUGGAGCCUUCUGGACCGCAUCCCACUACUGCCUCGUGCUGCCCUGCUUGGUCGAAGGAGGAAAGGAAGGAAGGGAGGGAGAAAGCGAAAGAGGAGGAGGAGAAAGAGGGACAGCAGCAGACUGGCGAGGGGCAGCUGAGGGAGGGGAGGAAGGGAGCGGGGCGAAUGCAGGCAGGGAAAGCGAAGGGGUGGAUGCAGGGGAUCGUGGGGGAGGGGAUGAUGGCAUGGGCAGGGGAGGGGAUGAUGAUGAUAUGA